Strongyloides ratti is the source of this 831-nucleotide messenger RNA. RefSeq lists its product as hypothetical. The transcript has 3 exons. The record is from RefSeq and is a predicted model, not a curated record. The coding region runs from base 1 to 831 and encodes 276 amino acids. Lineage: Eukaryota; Metazoa; Nematoda; Chromadorea; Rhabditida; Strongyloididae.
AUGAAAUCGUAUAUUCAAUUAGAAUCUGUAAAUUCAUUAAAUGAAAUCUCUGAAAAGGAUAAGUUCAUUCUUAAAAAAAUAAAAGCAUUACUUAUUUUGUUUUUUGUGUCAGCAUGUAUGUUAACAUUAUUCAUCUUCAGUCAAGCUUUAUUUAUUCUUAAAAAAGAAGAUAUUAUCAAAAAUUUACUUCGUAAUAAUGCUACUAUUGUUAAUAAUGAAUGGAGAUUUACUUUUAAUGAAUCAAAUAAUAUAAUUGGUAACUGUGAAAUUUUUAAAAAUUUAUCUUUAAGCAAUGAAGAAUUUAUUGGUAAAUCUAGUAAAGAAUAUAUAAAAAUUGGUAAUGAUAAAAUUUUAAAAAGAAUUAAUUUAGAAGGAAAAAAAUUUACUGAUUGUUUAUUAAAAUAUCCAAGAAGUAUUAAUUUUCAAAAAUUUUGUCUAGAACAAUUAAGUUUUUCACUUAUUAAUGAUAUUGCAAAUGCAUUAAAAAAUCAAAUAGGAAAAAAAGAAACGACUGUUGUUGCUUAUUGUAUUCCUAAAGAUUAUCUUAAUUCCCUUGAUAAAAUAUAUUUGCUGGAAACUGUUGGUAAAAAUACAUUUACAAUGAAAUCUAACAUAUUAGAUUAUUUUACUAAUUAUCCAGUAAAAACUUCAAAUCAAUAUACUAAUUGUAAAUUUUUUGAAUAUUUUAUCAAAACUUAUUCUGUCUUUAAUGAAAAUGUUAAAGAAAAUAUGAAAGAUAAAUUAAGGAAUAUUAAAUAUAUAAAGGAGGAAUUAAAUAAAAUAUGUUUUUCAAAUACAAACAAUAAUAUAGUAAAAAAUAAAAAAAAAUAA